Molecule: messenger RNA, 510 nt
Organism: Macrosiphum euphorbiae (potato aphid)
Lineage: Eukaryota; Metazoa; Arthropoda; Insecta; Hemiptera; Aphididae
Source: the annotation of a GenBank genome assembly
AUGUCGGACAACUGCCGUCGUGAUAAAUCGCCCAAAUCGGAACUCAAGACCCACUCAACCGAUCCACGUAACUGGCGUCGAGGAUUCACCACACGAUUGAGGAAUGGAACCUUGGCAAUCUUCCGAGCGGUGAAUGAGUAUCUGUUCGUAACACCGUCAGAGCCAGAGUUGCAUCAACGUCCGCUGGUCCGAGGUGCUUCCAGGACUACGAUCACGACAACCACAACUACGACGAUCGUUACAACCCGGGCUGAGACAACUACCACUACCAUCACCACGACGAUCAAGGCCACCACAACCUCGGUCACCACCUCCAACUGCGUCACAAACGACAUCACCAUUAGCGCCAUGACCUACUCCAAGUCUACCAUCCCUUCCGCUAUGACCAAGGAGACCACGACCACCAAGUCGACGAUCAUCACUACCAUCACUAACACUACCGACAUCAUCCCGACCCCCGGGACCACUACCGUCGUCACAAAAACCAAUACUUGUACCCGUACAUUCUAA